Messenger RNA from Closterium sp. Naga37s-1, 1419 nucleotides. The record is from the annotation of a GenBank genome assembly. NCBI's taxonomy places the organism in Eukaryota, Viridiplantae, Streptophyta, Zygnematophyceae, Desmidiales, Closteriaceae.
AUGCGCGACCGACAUCGCUUGAUCCGGGCCAUCCUGGACCGGCCCCGCCACCUUUCUGCGGCCCGGCCACCUACCAGCGGCCCCGCCACCUACCCGCGGCCCCGCCACCUUCCUGUGCUGGCCCCGCCACCUACCUGCGGCCCCGCCACCUACCAGCGGCCCCGCCAUCUACCUGCGGCCCCGCCACCUACUAGCGGCCCCGCCACCUACCUGCGGCCCCGCUGCCUCCUCUCAGUGGCCUCGCCGCCUCCUCCCAGCGGCCCCGGACGCCGCCCUCUCAGCGGCCCCGCCGCGCCGCCAAGCAGCCGAGCCGCCCAGCCGCCGAGCCGCCCAGCAGCCGAGUCGCCCAGAAGCCGAGCCGCCGAGCCGCCCAGCAGCCGAGCCGCCGAGCCGCCCAGCAGCCGAGCCGCCGAGCCGCCCAGCAGCCGAGCCGCCGAGCCGCCCUGCAGCCGAGCCGCCGAGCCGCCCAGCAGCCGAGCCGCCGAGCCGCCCUGCAGCCGAGCCACCCAAGCCGCCCUUGUCCUCGCUUUUGACGCUGAGGGUCGGGCCAUUGACUUUGACAUCUGGAUAGAUGACCUGCAGCUUUUCUUACAGUGCGACAGAGCAGACGGCCUCUCCCUCUUUGACCUCACUUCUGGUGCCUCCCCUGCCCCCGCUGCUGAUGCUGACGCCACUGUUCGCUCACAGUGGGCCACGCGCGAUGCCGCUGCACGUCUUGCUGUGCGUCGCCACCUGCCUACCUCUGAGCGUGCGCACUUUAGCCAGUACAAGAGUGCUCACACCUUGUACGACGCUGUAGUUGCGCGCUACUCCUCCCCUGCCACUGCUCCACUGAGCCGCCUCAUGCUACCGGACCACUUCCUCUCAGUUUGCCCCACCACUCUCACCGUUGACCUCCUCGAGAAGUCCCUCCUAGUUGCAGAGAAGAGCAUAGUCGCUGUAGGAGCCUCUCGUGGUGACCCUCGCACCCCCAUCUUUGAGGGGUGUUCCCCCUCCCCCCUUUUGCCCUCUGUUGCCUCUGCUGCUGCGGCCGACCUCGUUGGGCUUGAGUCGGUCGGUGCGGCGUCUACCCCUAGCGGGAGACGCCGCCCUGGCAAGGGCAAGGGGGGCAGGGGCACUGGAGGAGCUAGCGGGGGCGGUGGAGGCGGCGGUGGAGGCAGUGGAGGGGGUGGGGGUGGCGGUGGGGGUGGUGGUGGGGGUGGAGGUGCCGGUGGCGGCGGUGGAGGCGGAGGCGGCGGCGAUGGUGGCGGUGGGAGCGGAGGUAGCGGCGGUGGAGGAGGCGGCGGCGGAGGAGGUGGAGCUGGUCGGGGUGGCGCUGCGCAGAGGGUCGGCUCUGGUGGUGGUCAGCGCCAGCAGCAGCAGCAGCAGCAGCAGCGCACUCGUGACAUCCCCCCCCCUCAGCAGCUCCGUGAGUGGUAG